CUUUCAACGUGCCUGUGCAACCUGCCCUUUCUUUUGCAAAAUGUCGAGAUUACCAAAAGGUCCAUCUCCUAACUCUCGUUUAGCAAAUCCAUACGGCACCCUUCCAAGAAGCUCGAAUGCCGAUAGGUAUUCUGAACAGACGGCACCGCCGUCUCUUACUCGAAGAGCAACCAAUGUUUCUCGUGUUUCAGAUCCAACUAGCGUUCAGCCAAGAACAUCAAAGUCAACUACGUUGCGGCGAGGCACCACCACCACUCGUACCUCAAUAGCUUCACUGGAUGAGAUGUUCCAAGAAUCUAACCGGUAUUCAACCGCCUCAUCACUUUCUGGUAGAACGACACCACAGAGAUCUUCAAUCGCGUCUUCUGCAACCACCAUUUCUCCAAAGCCUUCGAAAUCCACCAAAGCUCUGAACCGUGUAUCUUCUGUAAGCAGUGGUCGUCGACCAGUAGCAGCAGAGAAGGUAGCUACUUCACAAGGUGACGGCCAGCUACGCAUCGGACAACGAGUCGCUAUGCACUCUCUAGGGCUUUGUGGUACAUUGCGCUUCCUGGGACCAACUGAGUUCAAGUCUGGUAUAUGGGCAGGCGUUGAAUUAGAUAUAGUUGGUACAGGAAAAAACGAUGGAAGCGUCAGUGGCAUUGACUAUUUUACAUGCCCGCCGCAGACCGGUCUUUUUCUACUUUCAACAAAAGUAACACCGUUGUCGGAACCAGAUACCGACUCAGUUAGAUCAGAUUCGCCUUCUAAUAGAUCCCUGGAUAAUGGACGGCAACGCUCAGCAUCUUCGGCCAGUAACACCAGUGAUCGUCCUCCUAUACGCACAGCAUCCGCUCAUAAUGCGGCUCUAGCAGCUGCACGGAUAUCAAGUGGCUCAAGAGCAUCAAAAUACUUGGGCAUGACGGCAAAUCAACUUACCCAAGGACGUACAAAUACGAACAUGAUCAAUAGGACUAAAAAGAGCGUCACACCUCUCACACGAUCGUCCACAAAUGCCAGUAGAACUACUACGCCUAUUUCCCGAAAAUCUCAUGUACCACCGGGUAGUGCAGCACGUCGGAUAUCAACAGCUUCGGCCACUUCAUCAGCUAUAGCAUCUCCCACUCCACCGCCACAGAGUCCUGAUAUCAGUAGACACUCAUAUGUAUCAUCUACAGAUGGCGGCGAAGAUGAAGCAUUGCACAACCGCCUACAUCGACUUCUGGGCGACGCCAUAUCUCAAGCUCCCGAUGAAAAUGUAAUGCGACUACAACAAUUACAACUGCGAGUUGAAGUUUUGGAGGCGGAAAAUAAAUUUUUGAAGCUGGAGAAUGCUCAAAAUAAGUCGGCUGAGCAAAUCUUGGAGAAAUCGUUGCUUUUACAUAAACAAAACGGUGAUACAGAAGAUGUCACGUUUACCCUGGAAGGUCAUCAAGCGAUUGUCGACCAAUUGAAGUCUCAACUGGAAGAGAGUCAACAGAAAUGGGAUACUGACAAAGCUCGAUUGGAAGAGAGUAAACAGAAGCUGACAAUGCAGACCGAGGAAUUCAACCAAAAGCGCGACGAAUGGACUGCGGAGCGUGAGAAUGCCGAGAAUCGAGCUCAUGAUAUUGAACGAGAGAAGAGUCGUUUAGAUUCGAAAAUUAUGGAGCUGGAAGAAAAGUUAGCGGUAUCCGAAGCUAAUGCUGCAGCAGCCAUCGCACAGCAGGCAGCUCUCACCAGAUCUAAAGAGACUGACACGGAUGAGGGGCUUUCUGAAGAGAUGUAUGACCAACGGCGACGACUGGAAGCCGAAAUGGAGGAAGUUCACGACAAAAUGGCUAAUUUGACAGAGGCAAUGCGUGCUAAGGACAUGUUCUUGCACAACAUGUCUGAACAAGUAGAGUCCUAUCGCAACAUGUGUGAAGAAAAGGAGCGAGAGAUUCGUCGCAUCAAGAGUGAUUUUGAACGAGAGAAGCGUGACAAAGACCGUCUUCUGGAAGAGAUCUCUGAGCUCGAAACCCGCCUUCGGGAACUUGACGAUGCUGGCGAAAGCAAGAUGCAGCUGGAAAAGAAGAACAGAGAAUUGGAAGAAACCAAGCGUCGAUUUGAAAGAGAGAAGCGCGAACUAUCGGAACAACUCGAACGAAGUAUGACGGAUAAGAUUGAAACCGAAGAAGACCAUCAAAGUUCCUUGCGAAGAUUGGAACAGACUGUGGAGGAUUUAAAGAAAGCGGGAUUCGAAAGUAUCGAGCUAUACGAAAGUUCUGUCGAAAUUCACAAAAUUGAAAUGGAGAAGAUGAAUGCUGUGCUUGCUGAGGAAAGGCGCAGAAACAAGAUGAUGGAUGUCGAGCGAGACGAACUGCGAACUGCUGGUCUGGACGCAAUUGAAGCUUACGAAUCUACCAUACACGAGUUAAAGGCACAGCAUUCAGAUGAGAUUGAACACCAGGAAGACCAAAUCAAACAGUUGCAGGAGGAAGUCACCGAUCUUCGAAAACAGAUAGACCAACUUGUUAAUGCUAGUCAAGGCGGCAAGGAUGAAGAAGUCGAAAAGAUCAAACUUGUAUGGGACUCUGAGCGAAAGCGAUUAGAGGAACACAUUAACAGCGCCAAGCAGAGCUUGACUGAUCAGCAACAGCAGCAGCAGCUCUUACGACAGGAAAACGAGAAAUUGACAGAAAAUUUAAAGCAAUUCGAAAAACUGAGUGCUGAGAAAAACAACUUGGAAACUCGUCUUCAAGAUGCCGAACGAGAUUACGAGGAGCUUAGUAAAUUGCGAAACAAGUCAUUAGAAGACAUGGGAGGCGCUUUUGAAGCACAAAAGAAAGCAGAGGCAGAAUACAGAAACUUGCAAGAUACUGUCACUAAACUUCAUAGUGAAUUAGAGCAGCAAAAGCAAGAAUUAGUAAUACUGCAUCAAUCCAAGGAUCAAGCCGAACAAGCUACGAAGAGCGCAGACUCCUCGUCUGCUGCUAUACAACAGCAGGAACAGCGCAUUGCUAAUCUCCAGCAAGAAGUUGAAAAAUUGGAAGCUCAGAAUCAGAUGGUAGUAAAGCAGAAGGAGCAGCUGGCACUAACUGUCGAACAACUUGAAAAAUUCAAAGCUGCUCAACUUUCGACGAGUAAAUCAACAACUACUAGUAAGGACGAUCAACGACAUAUCAAGGAGUUGGUGAACAAAGCAGAGAAAUACGAAGAAGAAAUUGCUUCACUAAAGCACACAGCAACAGGCGCAAAGAAGGAAGCGGAGGCGCUCAGCGACGAGAACAAAAAGCUCAACGUUGAAUACGAAAAGCUUUUGGAGGCACAUAAGAGUGUGGAGAACGAGUGCUUAAAGCUCAUGGAUGAAGUGGAGCGAUUGCACUCCGAAGGGCUAAUGGGUCUUGAUGACAAUGACACUCAAGGUCAAGAAACUGCAAACAUCAAUGCCAUGUCUGACUCCUCACCGGACAACGCAAAGUUGAUUCUUCUCCAAAAGCAAUAUGCCGAAAAGCAAACGCAACUCGACCGCAUUAAUGUUCAGCAUGCCGCACAAAUCCGCGAGAUACAACAGAGCCUGAGUGAUUUAGAACGCACUAAACAACGAGAAAUUCAUGCACUCAACAAAGACAUUGCGGAGCUAGAGUCUUUGAUUGAAAGUAAGAUUUUCAAGGAGGCUGAUCUUGAAGAAGCCGUUGAAUCAGAGCGAAAGACUGUAAAACGAUUGCGGGAUGAAAUAUCAGAUCUUAAAAUUCAAAUCAAAGAUUCCAGUGCCAGGAGUAACGGGAAGUCUUAUGAACGCAAGGCUUCCAUCACGAACAGUUCCUCAGUAAAAGCACCAUCCAUGCCCAUUCCAGCAACUGCCAAGAAGACGAAUGACGCACUCUAUUGUGAAAUCUGUGAACAGCAUGGCCAUGAUAUUAUUAGCUGUACAGCUUUGCUGAGCGAGGCUGAUUUUGCUGCGGAGACAAAGAGAGUAAACACAAGUAGUAAUGCAGACAGUGAUCGACCGUACUGCGAGAACUGUGAGGAAUAUGGUCUUCACGCUACGGACAACUGCCCUAAUGGAGAUGAGACCUUUUAAAUACCUUCAUAUAUCAUACCCUAUAGGAAUGUUCUGAUAAUUAUUAUUGUAUACCCCUGCGUGUGUUAUAAAAUGAAACUGAAAUAUCAUUGUAUGUCAAAACCAG
Umbelopsis ramanniana AG is the source of this 4130-nucleotide messenger RNA. RefSeq lists its product as uncharacterized. Bases 41 to 4024 code for a protein of 1327 amino acids. The record is from RefSeq and is a predicted model, not a curated record. The transcript is spliced from 3 exons. Gene Ontology annotation, cellular component: spindle; cell tip; spindle pole body. Gene Ontology annotation, biological process: nuclear migration involved in conjugation with cellular fusion; establishment of mitotic spindle orientation. Lineage: Eukaryota; Fungi; Mucoromycota; Umbelopsidomycetes; Umbelopsidales; Umbelopsidaceae.